AUGAAGACUCCGACCGUAGUCGCCGGAGCUCCGGCGGCUAACGGCGCCGCCGCCGUUGAAGGUGAGAAGAAGAACAUAAACGGCGAGCUAUGGCAGGCCUGCGCCGGCCCGCUAGUGAACGUGCCGGCCGCCGGGACUCACGUCGUCUACUUUCCGUUAAGACUAUCCCGAGACUUGAGUUGGAAGCUUGACUGCUUGAGGGCGAGCGUGGAGCAGAUCGCCGGAAAACUACUCGAGGACGACGAGGGGGUUGCUGCAUCCAUGAAAAAGGAUGUCGAUGUUCAAAUCCCCAACUACCCAAACCUCCCUUCAAAAUUACUGUGCCUCCUCCAUAAUGUCACUUUGCACGGUGAUCCAGAAACUGACGAAGUAUAUGCUCAGAUGACUCUGCAACCUGUUCCUUCGUUUGACAAGGAAGCUUUACUGAGAUCAGAUUUAUCGAUGAAAGCACACAGGCCGCAAACUGAGUUUUUCUGUAAAACCUUGACCGCAAGUGACACUAGCACGCAUGGUGGUUUUUGCGUGCCACGUCGUGCUGCAGAGAAGAUUUUCCCUACUCUGAAUUUGAUCUACAAAUUACUCUUAUUGAUGAUGACGAUUUCAUCGAACACGAACAGAGAUGAAAAGCAACAGCUUCUUCUAGGCAUAAGACGUGCAAACAGACAGCCGACUAACUUAUCCUCAUCAGUUUUGUCGAGCGAUAGCAUGCACAUAAGAAUCCUAGCGGCAGCUGCCUAUGCAGCUGCUAACAACAGCCCGUUUACCGUAUUUUACAAUCCAAGGGCUAGUCCAUCGGAGUUUGUUAUACCUUUGGCUAAGCACUACAAAGCUGUUUUGCAAUAUAUGGGUACAAUAACCGGAAUCAGUGACCUCGACCCAGUUCGUUGGAAAAAUUCACAGUGGCGCAACUUACUGGUUGGUUGGGACGAGUCGACAGCUGGCGAAAGGCGUAAUCGUGUGUCCAUUUGGGAGAUCGAACCUGUAACUGCUCCGUUUUUCAUAUGCCCCACGCCUCCUUUAUUCCGUUCGAAGUGCCCCAGAAUACCAGGAAUGCCAGUGAGGAAAAUGAUGUAA
Molecule: messenger RNA, 1074 nt
Organism: Striga asiatica
Lineage: Eukaryota; Viridiplantae; Streptophyta; Magnoliopsida; Lamiales; Orobanchaceae
Source: the annotation of a GenBank genome assembly